This is a messenger RNA of Uranotaenia lowii, 7036 nucleotides long. Its product is annotated as protein suppressor 2 of zeste-like. Gene Ontology annotation, biological process: negative regulation of transcription by RNA polymerase II. Gene Ontology annotation, molecular function: promoter-specific chromatin binding. Gene Ontology annotation, cellular component: PRC1 complex. Bases 1043 to 6016 code for a protein of 1657 amino acids. The transcript is spliced from 6 exons. The record is from RefSeq and is a predicted model, not a curated record. Lineage: Eukaryota; Metazoa; Arthropoda; Insecta; Diptera; Culicidae.
GCACACAGGCGCAACAACCCAUCGGAUGGACGGAAGAAAAUCGCCGCUUUUGGACGGUUGAAGUAGAAUCGCGAGCCGCGCGGAUCGUCCGGUGUUGGAUUCGGUGUGUGCUGUGAGUUUGGUGAGGAGAAAAGUGCCACACUUGUUUUUUUUCUUCUGCUGGGGUAGUGCUGUGUGCUAGGUUGCAGCGACUGUGCUGCGGCUGUUUGCUGGCAAUUCAAUUCGCGCAUCAGGCAGGCACAAGUUUGUUUUGGUGUCGCUUCAGCCUGGGUGCUGUGAGGCAGUGGGUGGUAGAAGCUGGUGGUGUAUUAGUGUGGUGUGGUGCAGUGGGCCAGCAAGUUGCUGUGUGUGUUCGUGUGCCGAGGGAAAACAAGGGCAAACGGGGCAGUGGUCGGGCGGUCAUCCGCGAGUGAGCUCAGUAUCACGCAAAGCGAUUGUCGUCAGAGUGGCAAUAAAAGGAAAAUACUACGCAAGGAAAGGGCUGAAGAGGGUGUUUUAUUCAGCUGUGUUUAUUCAUUUUUUUUUUGGAGUACAACCUACUACGAGUGUGCUACCAGUAGCUUGUUACAACGACCCGCACACGACCAAUAUUUACACCGCACGUUUCGAUAAUUGUAGCUGCAGCAACAACAAAACGGAUCACGAUCAAAGAAAUUGAGGCUGUGUGUUGGAUGCAAACCAAGAAGAAGCAAAGAGAAAGCCGGCUACGGUGAAGCGAUAAAGAAAAAUAAGAAGCUCUAGUGUAUUAGUGAUGUGUUUCGCAAUUCUUUCCCUCACUCGUGUGGUAGUAUAAUGAUGUGAUAUGGAAUGCUUCAGGCGCUGCUGCUGUGUUUUCAACUUUCAGUCGCACGAGCGAUGUUUUGAUUUGCGAAUGUUUUCCCCCGUUCUGAAAACACGAUGCAAUUAGCGGCCGACGACAUUCAGUCAGCUGAGGUUGAAAAGUAAACACUCGUGUGUGAGCGCGCACAUUGGCAGUGGACUUGCGCACCACUCCCUUCCUAAACACCGCUCCAGUGUUUGUGGCCAAAUCCUUCGACCGACCAUGCAUAGCACUGGCACUGGCGGAGGAUCGCUAACUUUGGUGGAAUCGGCCACCAAUAAUACGGCGACUUCGACAACUGCUACGGAUAACAGCAGAACCCACAGCAACAUGGUGACGGUGUCGCAGAUAAGCCGGAGCAAUAGGCGCAAAGUUAAGGAUUUUAAUGAUAGCCUAAUUUGCUCCCUCUGUAAUGGAUAUUUCAUUGAGGCUACAACCAUCAACGAUUGUCUGCAUACCUUUUGCCGAUCCUGCAUAGUGCGAUACUUGGAAAGCAAUAAAUACUGUCCCAAAUGCAAAUCCUACAACAACAAAACGAUCACGGUGGCUAAUUUAAGGCCGGAUCGGAUACUGAAAUCUCUGGUUUACAAACUUGUUCCGGGGCUUCAUCGGGCCGAAAACCAGCGGGCGGCCAAGUUUUAUGCCGAACAACAGCAACAGCAGCAACAUAUCGGCAAAGAUGACCUCGGGGGAAAUCGGAAAGCGCCACUUGCUGCUCCGGACCACUGCUACCUGGACGACCAGAAUUUCUUCUCACCGGAAGAGCUUAUCAGCCUCUCGCUCGAGUACCACUACGACUCGAUUGGGGACUACGACCCGAAGGCCCAGGCCAAGCUGCCCGUCACGUACCUCUGUUGCCCGGCGGCCGUCACCGUACAUCAUCUGUACAAGUUCAUCCUGACCAAGAACGGGCUGGCCCUCGGAAACGACCGGAUCCAGGUCGACAUCAUCUACGAGGACGAGAUCCUACCGCACGAGUUCACCCUGAUGGAUGUGGCGUACUGUUUCGACUACAAAAGGAGCUCACGAAUGCGACUGUUUUAUCGUAUCUUCAUUCACCCAACCGCAAAACCGACGGGCUCGUCCACCGCAUUCAACAAUGUGGGAAGCGAUAAAAAUAGCAACGAGAGUAAUAACAACAACAACAGCAACAAUAAUAACAGCAGUAGUAAUAACAAUAAUAGUACCAGUAACAACAACAGCAACAAUAAAAGUGGCAACAACAGAAGUGGCAGUGGUGGAACUGCCACCGGUAAGACAACCGAUAAUGCUGAAGGUGCAGAAGAAAGUGGUGGUGACGAACGGAGAAACGGUGCUAAUAAUAGUAGUAGCAGUAGCACUGGCGAUGCAAAUCUAAACACUGUCAGUCAGGAAAAAAAUCAAGAAUUAUCAUCUUCUCGGUCGAUUGACAGUGGAAAGGUGGCCGGCAGUGGUGUUAAUGGAGCUGGCGACGGUGAGGUGGAAGCUGCUGGAAAACGUGAUUGUAAGAAAUCGAACGCGGAGAAUGUUGAAAGGCGUAGUGAAAGUAAUGAGGGUGUGAAUAGUUAUACAUACGAUAGCAAAUUGAUUAUCACCAAAAGCUGUAAAGCGGAAAAAGGCGGUGGAAGUGAUAAGAAGGAGAAAGAAUCGCUGAAGCUUGUUUUGGUAACCAAGAAAAGUGACAAGAACGAUUCGAAGCUAGUUUAUUCCAAAAGUGACGUGAAGCCGGGUAAAUCUCCAAAGCAGAGCAGUCCAAGUGGGUCGGUUGGGAGUUCGGGGGAUUUCAAACGUCUUCGUAGUAACGAAAUUCGAUACUGCGAGUAUGAGACAACGUCACCGGUUUUGCCAAAAGCGACGGCUCCGUUGACAGGCAAAAGUGGAACCGUUCCGGGUGAUGACUUGAGAAAAUCAGAACCGCAGCAGGCUAAGAAGCACAAUAAAAUAAAUAAUGAUUAUAGCAGCAGCGUUGGUGAUUCUAGCAACGGGAAAAAGUCGCUAGAAGACAAUAGUCGAAACAAGCAAACGACCAGUGCUGAGAAAGCUGAAAAUGGUGAGACAAAAAGUAAGCAUGAAAAAUCUAAAUCUUCUCCACACCACCGGAAUGAAAGCAAUGGAGCAGCAGUCAAUGCGAAUGUAACGGCAUCUAGCAGCACGGAAAAGAAUGAAAAGUCAUCCGAGUUAAAGUGUUAUGUGAAUUUGAAGAAACAAACGGUCGUUUCCCCGCUGACAUCAUCGGUGGAAAUGAUUCGCAAACCUGAAGUUCCUAAGUUGAAAAUAGAGCUACCUAGUCUGAAAACUAAAAUUUCGAUCCCAAAAGCAGACAGUGAAAAAUCACCGAGAACGGCACAUUCAUCGUCGACGUCUUCAUCGGCGGCAACGUCUCCGGCCACCUCUUCCACUGCUUCCGGUAAGUCUCCGAUUUGGAGCAGACCCGACGAUAGCAGCCUGAAGCCACCGGAAGCGCCCAGAAUUGAUAUCGAAGAAUAUGCCAAAACAAUUGGCCUCAAACCAGUGCACAGGUCUGUCGAACAAGAGUCUCUCGCUGUCGUUAAAAAGAAAAAGAAAAAUUCUAGCUCGUCUUCACCGGAUCCAUCGUUUUCGUCGUCCUCCCACCGGAAGCGCAAAAAGGCCAAACACUCGAAAGAGGCCGGCGGCAGCAAGCGGAGAAAAUUGCACGCCGAAAUUUCCUCGCAGCACGACGAGAGUUUGAAAAUGAAGGUCAAACUUACCGAAAAGCCGUCAAAGCACGAACGCAAACCGAGCGAGGAAAUUGUUACCACUACUAACACUUCUACGACGACUAGCACGCCUAUGACGAUGACGACCACAUCGCAAUCGCCUCGAGAGCUAAAUAGGCCAAUAGCGGAAGUUACCCCGUCGUCAUCCUCAACUUAUUCGUCGGCCCCGCGCGCGGCUAAUGCGGAAGACAAUCUAAAGGUGAUUGACAUCACGAAGGGCGAUGAUGAUGAUGAUGUAAAAAUUAUCGAACAUCCCACAACACAAGCAACGGCGGCCACAAUCCAUGGAACGACGCUGGCGACAAGGGUUAACGAGCUGCCAAAACUUCCAUUACAAUCGGGGGGAUCGGGAUCGACGGCGGAUAGUAGUUCAACUAAGGCGAAGAUUAAUGAAAUGAGGGCAGUUCGGCACAAGCCAAUGGUAUACAUUCCUAAUUUGGACAAGAAUUUAUCGGAUAAUUCCGCCACCAUCAAUAGCAUUAUACAAAGCGUGCAGGCAAAGGCCGGAAUCGUUGAGGCAGACAAUGAUGUACAGAUUAUUUCCAGCAGUGGUCUGCCCACAAAACCACCGACCAUGCCUUCGCUGGUUCCGACGACUAGGCCAACUACAACAACCACAGCUCCAUCAAACAGUAUGAAGCCACCGGCUAUCAAAACAGUUAUGGCCAAUAGCGCUAGACCUCAGCAACAGAAGCCACAGCAAGUGUUUAGUCCGCGUCAUACGCCAAACUAUCCGCAGCUGACGUUUACGAAUGUGGCAAAAAAAGUUUCCACGACACCCACCAACAACAGUUCAAAUCUAGCCCAGCCGAGAAAUGCAAAUCCUGCCCUCAAAAGAUCCAUCAGCGUUGAUAGUAACUCAACCUAUAACAUUCCCCCGAAGACGCCCCGCGUCGAUUUGAUGGAUGCACAAAGUAGGCUUUUGAAAAAACCUUGCUACGCACCUAUGUUCAACUUUGUGAAAGGUGCCAGCCUGGCGAAAAAUGGUCACACAAACAUGCCUACCUCGGCAAACGACGUACCUUUCAAGUCACCGAUCAGUUCAGCCUACACCAAGGAAAUUGGCACCAAAAAACCCCUACCCAGUCUUCUGCUACCUCCUUCUUCAAUCAGUGUCACUAAAAUGACGGACAGCGUUCCAGCUCCAGCACCGGUAGACAACCGUCCGGCACUGGAGAUUGUCCGAAUCCCAUCAACGGCCCCGGUUGCUGACAAACCGAAUCAGAAAGUCAUGGCUACAAAGGUCACUCGGCCUCCACCUCCCACAAUCCCGCUGAUGCGAAUAAAAAAAUCAGUCUCGGUCCCAGAACAACCGACGACACCGAUUUCACCUUCCGUUUUUCAAGUCACUAGCACCAGCUCUAGCAGCUCCACCAAUCUCACUACAACGUCCGCCUCUCAUCAGGACACCAGCGCCGGAGCUCUGGACCUAACAACCCGCACUAAUGACGAUCUGAUUAUUCUCGAAAGCAGCGACAGUUUAACGCCGAAAUUAAACGGCAACGACGCGAAGCCUAGGCCUAGGGCGAAAACGGAAACGGACGCCAAGAUUGAAAUCGAUAGCAACCGGUUGGAGUUGAUCAACUCGCUGAUACAAACGUCAGCUGCCUCGAUGAUAAAAGCGGGCUCCGGCAUGAUGGCCAAACUUCAGAACGCUGGCAUUCCCGGCCUAAAACUCCCAUCCGACAUGAUAGGAUUUGCCAUUGCCAAUCCACCUAACAGCAUCGGUUCAGGACCAGUCAUGUCCAAGUUUAGCCCAACAACCACGACGUCGGCAUCAGUGACAAAAUCGAUGCCACUGCCAAAGCUUACCGAAAUCAAUCGAAGCAAUCGGGCCGCGGCCGUCGUCCGUCAACCGAACCCAUCGGUGCGAAGCAUUCCGAACCCAUCAGCAUUGGCAUUUCGCAAUCAAGCCGCAUCGAUAAGCAGCAACUCUUCGUUGUCGCCACCCGUUGUUUCGUCCACCCUUUCGCCGACGUCAGCGGCGAAAAUCGCGAACGUAAACAUGAAAAUAAACAGUGCAAACACUACGACGACGCCGGGGCUGAAAUCGAGUAACGGGCCUCUAACGAUGAUGGGUGGUGCGGGCAGCCGGAGCAUCGCCGAAACGUUUUCGCUGCUGAUGCGAACAACCAACACCGGUGCAAUCGGAACGAUGGGCAGCACCAUUACAACGGCGACGGCGGCCAGCAGCAAUUUGAAUGGAAGCAACAAUAUUAACAACAACAAUAGCAUUAGCUCCAUCAACAAAAACAGUGACAGCGUUAGCUCGUCGACGACGUUCGGUGGAGCUCCGGGUAAAAAGACCAUUGAGAAAGUGGCGGCUGGAUUGCGAGCGGCCGCUGCGACGGCUACGAAUACCGGAGCGAAUGUGGCGAACGGUAAUCGCGUUUCGAGCAGCAGCAGCAACAACAACAAUAGCAACGGUAAUGGCUCCGCUACUGGUGUUGGUGCUAACGGUGGCUUGAACGUUGUUUAGAAAGAAGACAAAAAAAUCGCACGUGUAACCGCGCAUUAUUAUUGUUGAUCCCGAGAGUGCUUAGCGCUCGCUCGGGUGCAGCCGAAGGCCAUCCGCAAUAACCAGGAGCAGCCGGAUUCGGAUUCGACGAUUUUUGAUGACACUAGAGAGCGCGUUGAUGACCUGUCGAAAAAAUUAACAUCAAACAAAUCGCGAUGAGGUAAGGCAAAGUGAGUCGAAAGAAAAAAAAAUCAAAACUGAUCCACCACAUCGGGUUAGAGCAGCAGGAGAAGUUGAUUGAUUGACAAUGCUCACGCAACAAACAAAGCGGACCGGUGACGACGACGUGUGACAAUGUCAAUCCGUCCCGUCCGGCAUUGGCGACAACUGAGGCCGAUGACAUAGUGAAUACGAUGCGACGCGAUGCGGUGAAUGCGAUUCAAUGCGGUGAACCACAUUUGAUGAAAAUGUAUGUGAAUCGCUUAAACCUGACAUAGUCAACGCGGCGAAGCAGAUGUCAAUUUGUUCCGCCGCUCGAGUUCGCGUAGGCUGCGUCCGUAAAUUUUCCGCCAAUUCGCAUCGCAUCGCACUCACUAUGUCACCGGCCUGAGAGCGCUCGCUUGAGCAUAGAGAUAAGGUAACGAAGAGCAGAUAUAAUAUUGGUAAAAAAAACUCGGUUACAAUCGUGUUGACAAAGUUGUAACAAGCUGAACAGAGAUCGAGCGAGAAGUUUUGUGAGUGAUGAACUACCGCAAAGGCUUGUAUCUAUUGACUUUUGUUUCUUUUUUCUUGCAUUUUCUGUUAGAUGUUGAACAUCUUGACUGAAAUUUUUUCUUUGGUUCGACAAAAAAAUGACAUGUUUUCCGUGAAGUGUCAUAACUUAAUUUUUAUGAGUUCAACGUGAGAAUUGAAAUUCAAAAACGAGCUCAAAAUUAAGAUAUGGAUAAAAAAUUCAAGUUCAGAAACCAGAACAAGAAAUCCAAAUUCAAAAAUCAAAUUAAGAACAAAGUUUAUUGGAAAUGAGAAUAUCAAGAGAAAAUA